AUGUGCCCCAUUGUCCCUCCAGACUGUCCACAGCAACAUGUCUGUAAAGAGGGGAAGGGUCUGGCUAAUCGGCAGCUCUGUAAGCAGGAGAAGAACUUUAGUUUGGACCAGGAGGACCCAGAGCCUCCACAGAUUAAGGAGGAACAGGAAGAAGUCUACACCAGUCAGCAGGGAAAGCAGAUUGUGCUGAAGCAAGCGACUGAUACCUUUCUAUUGACUUCAACUGAUAAGGACAAUGACCACACUGAACUAGAAUCAAACAGUGACCAGCUCCUCUCUUACAAUUUACCAGUAGGUGAAAGACCACAUCAGGAAGGAAGUCAGCAUGUAGACUCAGGGUCAAGUAGAAAUGCAGUGCAGAAGCCAAAGAAGAGUCAUAACAGAAAGACCAGUCAUAGUAACAAUGUAGACAAGUCUGUAUUGUCAGAGAUUCUCCAUGACACCGAUGCAGGUAGAAAGUCUGUAAACACCUUUAAGAAGAAGUACCAAAUCAAGAAACAUUACAAAAUCCACAAAGGUGUAAAACAACAUACUUGCAAUGCUUGUAGAAAAGCUUUUAGUUUAUGGUCUGAGCUGAAAGUCCAUAUGAUAAUUCACAAAGGUGAGAAGCCAUUUUCUUGUGAAAGAUGUGGGAAACGUUGCAUUCACAGAAGUGCUCUGACUGUCCACAUGAGAACUCACAUAGGUGAGAAGCCAUUUUCUUGUGAAAGAUGUGGAAAAAGUUUCAGUCAUAGAACUAAUCUGACUGUCCACAUUAGAACUCACACAGGUGAGAGGCCAUUUUCUUGUGAAAGAUGUGGAAAAAGUUUCAGUCAAAGUAGUACACUGACUCUCCACAUGAGAACUCACACAGGUGAGAGGCCAUUUUCUUGUGAAAGAUGUGGAAAAAGUUUCAUUGACAGAAGUACUUUGACUGUCCACAUGAGAACUCACACAGGUGAGAGGCCGUUUUCUUGUGAAAGAUGUGGAAAACGUUUCAGUCGAAGUAGUACUCUGACUGUCCACAUGAGAACUCACACAGGUGAGAGGCCAUUUUCUUGUGAAAGAUGUGAAAAAAGUUUCAUUGACAGAAGUACUCUGACUGUCCACAUGAGAACUCACACAGGUGAGAGGCCAUUUUCUUGUGAAAGAUGUGAAAAAAGUUUCAUUGACAGAAGUACUCUGACUCUCCACAUGAGAACUCACACAGGUGAGAGGCCAUUUUCUUGUGAAAGAUGUGGAAAAAGUUUCAGUGACAGAAGUACUCUGACUGUCCACAUGAGAACUCACACAGGUGAGAAGCCUUUUUCUUGUGAAAGAUGUGGAAAAAGUUUCAGUCAGAGAGGUAAUCUGACUGUCCACAUGAGAACUCACACAGGUGAGAAGCUGUAGUCCUGGGACAUAGGUGGGAACAAAGCUUAAAAAAGACGCAUUCAUUCACAUCGUUUAAGUUAAAAGUAGGUCUUGUAGAUUUAUGUUUUAUCUGAACUGUUUGUUCUGUUUAUAGUUCUCAUGCAAAUUAUUCUCAUGCAAUGUACCAAUGUACUACCUGAUCAAGUCAUAUGUGAGAGCUGAGGCUGAACUUUGCUGCCCCCAAGUGACCAAAGGAAGUAGUUGCGCUCUGCAAAGUAAACUUUAAAAUACAAAUGUCCUUCCGUUGUUGCCCUCUGUAGUUGGGGACAAUACCUGAAGUCCUUGUUCUGGGUUCCUUUUUCAAGCUGCAGAUGGAGAAAAGUAACACACAGAUGGAAUUUUGUAGUCAAAUCACUUUCAAAGUCUUUUCAAAAUUCACCAGAGUUAACUUGAUGAAGCCUCAUUUUAUACUUGAGAGCACAGGGCUACUAAUUUUUUUAGUAAACAGGAUUAAUAGCUGACCUCUUGGUGAGGAAAUACUGUUUGUGCAUAUCCUUUUUGUGGAUUGUUGCCUGUCAAAACAAUGGAAGUAGCAAAUAAACAGAACAAUGUUUGGAAUACUUUUGUCAGGACACUAGCCAGGCUGGAUGUGGAGUUUAUGUUUGCAACCCCAUCCACAUUAUUUCGCUCCCUACUUUCUUUAGGCCAUAUUGAGUUUACCUGGUGAAUCUCAGCCUGACUAACCAGUUUUCUGUUUUAUAUUUUUUUGUUUAGAUUCAGGUUUUCAUUUCAAAACUGAUUUUACACUGUCAGUAAUAAUUAA
Acanthochromis polyacanthus (spiny chromis) is the source of this 2155-nucleotide messenger RNA. RefSeq names its product zinc finger protein OZF-like. The record is from RefSeq and is a predicted model, not a curated record. Gene Ontology annotation, cellular component: nucleus. Gene Ontology annotation, molecular function: DNA-binding transcription activator activity, RNA polymerase II-specific; RNA polymerase II cis-regulatory region sequence-specific DNA binding. The transcript has a single exon. Bases 1 to 1371 code for a protein of 456 amino acids. Gene Ontology annotation, biological process: regulation of transcription by RNA polymerase II. Lineage: Eukaryota; Metazoa; Chordata; Actinopteri; Pomacentridae.